AUGGGAGCCACAGGAGCCAAUUCCGAUACCCCCACGGGCGCUGAUUGGAGUGGCAAUACAGAAUUGCGUGCCUUGACCAGCCGGUUGCUAGAGAAGCAUUGGCACACCUUCCUCAUUCAACCCCAUUUGCCACCCCUCAGGACAGGCAAAUUGUUGGUCCCCAAUGUCCAGAUGGACUUUGAACUCUUCCUCAACCCCAACACCGUCUACUUGAUGGGCACCCCAAACAAAGGAACCUUGAACGCCAAAAAAUUUCCAGCCAUUCACCCAGAAGACAUCAAAGUCACAUUGCUGAUGAGAAAAGUGACCUUGAAUGCCAGCGUCUAUGUCAGACUGCAGAAAGAAAGACAGCUGGGCAAACAGAUUGCCCGCUACCCAGUGGUGCGGAGCGAAAUCCGCACUUUUUCCUUCGAUGGACGAACCACCCAAUGGGAACAAGACAAUGUGUUUGUGGGUCGAUUUCCUGACCGAGUGAUGGUCGGGUUACUGCAUUCCAAUACCUUCAAUGGAGACCUACAAAGAUACCCCUAUACCUUUGAAAAGUUUGGCGUCACUCAAAUACGUCAGACCUUGAAUGGAAAAGAAUACCCUUACAGAACCCUGCAACUCACUGGAGCAGAAGACUAUGAAGAUCUGCUAGGGUACGAUCGAUUUCUACAAGCCAUGGGUGCCUACACUGAAAACAAGAUUCCCAUGCUGCUGCCUGGUGAUUGGGGACAAGGCAAGAACUGCACGUUGUUCAUGUUCAACAAUGUGCCCAGUGGAAAAGCGGAUGACCCCCAGUAUCGCAACCCCCGUCAAUCGGGCAAUGUGCGACGGAUCAUUGAUUUUGCUGCUGCUGUCAAUCACAACAUCACCGUGUUGGUAUGA
This is a messenger RNA of Porites evermanni, 870 nucleotides long. NCBI's taxonomy places the organism in Eukaryota, Metazoa, Cnidaria, Anthozoa, Scleractinia, Poritidae. The record is from the annotation of a GenBank genome assembly.